AUGUCGCAAGCCCCAGGAGGGAAGAAAGGCGGGAAGGGUCCCCCUAAGAAACCAGUAGAUGAAGAUAAAACAGCUAAGCCUGAAGAGAAAGAUGAAACGUCUUCAAAUAAUGGAGAUAAGAAGGAGGCUAAGGACAUCAGCGUUCCGGAUGUCCCUAAGCCUCCCAGUGCCGGAGUUAACAUGCGGGAGGCUGCUGCAAAGAUCUUGGUGUUGGCACAAAAAGGAGAGUGGUCGGCGGUGGAACAAACCCUCAAGGUAUUGGAGAAGCUGGUAGCUGCAGGAGGAGAGGAUAUAGUAUCAGUUCCUAUGGCUGGAAUCAUUGAUCCGGUAUGUAAAGUUAUAAAAUCGUUGCUCGCUUGUUUGUAA
This is a messenger RNA of Pieris macdunnoughi, 366 nucleotides long. The record is from the annotation of a GenBank genome assembly. Lineage: Eukaryota; Metazoa; Arthropoda; Insecta; Lepidoptera; Pieridae.